Diaporthe batatas is the source of this 480-nucleotide messenger RNA. RefSeq lists its product as uncharacterized. The record is from RefSeq and is a predicted model, not a curated record. Bases 1 to 480 code for a protein of 159 amino acids. Lineage: Eukaryota; Fungi; Ascomycota; Sordariomycetes; Diaporthales; Diaporthaceae. The transcript is spliced from 2 exons.
AUGGGAGUUGCUGGCCUCUCGGUCGCCCAAGAGAAUUCCUCGUCAAACUCGACCGCCGACACGAGUGACAACACGAGACCAGCAGCGAUCGCCGAUGCGGACCAAAACAACUGUUCCGCGCAGAGACAAGAUGCCAUCGCCGUCGGAUCCGUCCUCGGCGUCUCGCUCCUCGGCGUAGCCAUCGCGCUAGCCGUGUGGGCGGUGUGGGAGCGGAGGCAGAAGAUACUCUGGUGGCAGCGUGCGAUAGGGCUCGCCCCGCAAUGGCCUCCGGAGACUGCGACGUGGAUGAGGGUGCAGAGCCAGACUCCCAAGCCACCGCCCUGUCCAGUGACCAGAGCCAAGCUUGUCUACUCUGCUUAUCAGCAGCGGAAGAGCGCACAAGACCAGGCAGCUGAGCCGCCGGCGGCGGCGGCGAGCCCACAACGCCCGCGGGAGAUGCCAGAUGGAAUUCCCGCAGCCGCUGAGAUGGAUGCCACGUGA